Messenger RNA from Pseudogymnoascus verrucosus, 1582 nucleotides. RefSeq lists its product as uncharacterized. The coding region runs from base 226 to 1572 and encodes 448 amino acids. The record is from RefSeq and is a predicted model, not a curated record. The transcript has 5 exons. NCBI's taxonomy places the organism in Eukaryota, Fungi, Ascomycota, Leotiomycetes, Thelebolales, Thelebolaceae. Gene Ontology annotation, molecular function: oxidoreductase activity.
CAACGUACUCCUAGAUUUCGUGUCAAUUGUUCAAUACGAUAAUCCAAUGUUUAUUAAAUGCGGCCCUCGGCGAGCCAUUGCCACAUGCAUUUACCCCAAGUCCUAUAUUAUAUCACUUUCCCUGGACUGGCAACUCUGGUUUAACAUCGCCAUCAUCAUCAUUAUCAUUUCAAAUAUUUUUAUUCUAUUGCUAUUUGAUACUCACCGAUAACUGCAGAGACGAAAAUGUCUAACACUGCUAAAGCGCUCCCUGUCAACGGCGAACUUCACGAUUGCUGGGGAUAUAAGUUCCGCUGGACAGAACUUCACCAGACUGAAGAUCAGCUCAAGCCGCUACUUUACACAUAUGACACCCUUGGCUCUGAAGUGUUAGAGCAGAUACAAAAACACAAAACUGCCAGCGGCAAGGCCACGACCGGACCAGCUUCGAGGGAUGAUCUAUUCACGACUGUCAAGGAACUGGCCUUGAGCGGAGAAGACGAAGUCAUAAACAAGUUUUGGAAGGAGGUGAAUACCAUCCCAGACUGGGUUGAUUGGGAUCAAAUUAAGCGUGGACAAGAUGUCUUCUACAGAUACGGAGAGGCUUUCCUCAUCGGAGGAACGUUCUCAAGUUUGGUAGCAGGAAUGGGUGCUGCUCGAAUUGCUGAAACCUUGGCAAGGACAGGAGGGUUCGCCCCCAAAGUUGGCCGAAAGCGAAUGUUCGAAACCACCCAGCAUCUGUUGAAUGUCACAAAGACGUUAGAGUCUAUCCAGCCAGGUGGCCAGGGAUGGCUUGACUCCGUGCGUGUGCGCCUUCUCCACGCCUCUGUUCGCAGCAGGAUUCUCGGCAUGGCCAAGACUAGGCCGUCAUACUACGAUGUCGAAAGCUUUGGAGUCCCUAUCAAUGACCAGGAUACGAUAGCCACGAUUGCAACAUAUUCAUCUCAGGCCCUCUGGCUUGCACUGCCGUCGCAGGGGAUCUACUUGAAACAACAGGAAAUCGAAGACUACAUCCAGCUAUGGCGUCUUGUGGGUUACUAUAUGGGCACUCCAACUGAUGUGUUCAAGACGGCAGUGACUUCCAAGGCCUAUUUUGAUAGUGUCCUGGAGGCGGAUGUUAAGCCGACUGAGAUCAGCAAGGUCCUUGCGAACAACAUCAUCACCUCACUGGCAGACCAGCCUCCGCACUACCCCUCCAAAGAUUUUCUUCACGCUCAAUCGCGCGUGUACAAUGGAGAAGAGCUCUGCGAUGCCCUGGCCAUUCCCAAAGCCUCUUACCUUGGAUAUGUAAAGGCAUAUCUGCAGGUUGUUCUUCUCAUGACCGUUGCGUACGUUUUUAGGUCCUUCUCAUUCUUGGACAAGUGGAGAAUUCAACACAACAGGAAGAGCUUUUGGGAGAUGGUUAUUACGGGUAUUCACGGCCUUGGCGGUGAGACGAGUUUCAAAAUGCAGUAUGAGCCCGAGUUUGAUGCGAUUUCCAAGCUGGAGAAGGUGGGUCGGGGAGCAAGCGUUGCGACAAAGAAUAUCAUAACGAUGCUAGCAGUUGUGAUUCCAAUGGGGGCAGUUGGAGCUAUGUAUGCGUUUGCAAAGUAGCCAGUCAGUA